Saprolegnia parasitica CBS 223.65 is the source of this 1470-nucleotide messenger RNA. RefSeq lists its product as hypothetical. Lineage: Eukaryota; Oomycota; Saprolegniomycetes; Saprolegniales; Saprolegniaceae. Bases 22 to 1023 code for a protein of 333 amino acids. Gene Ontology annotation, molecular function: snoRNA binding; protein binding. The record is from RefSeq and is a predicted model, not a curated record. Gene Ontology annotation, cellular component: small-subunit processome. The transcript is spliced from 2 exons.
GGAAUCAACACUCGACGGAGCAUGAAGCGUCCUAGCAACAACUCCAAGAAGGGCGGUGCGAAGGCCAAGGGCGCGCCUGCGGCCAAGAAGGCCAAGGUCAACGACGCUGCGUUUGACUGGGGCGAGAACAACAUCGCGUCCGAUGCCGAAGACUCGGAAGACGACGCGAAGGCGCCGGCCGAGGACGAAGAAGAUCCGUACGCCCACGAGACGGCCGACGAGACGCGUGUGCGCCUUGCCAAGGCCUACUUGGGCAAGUUGAAGGACACAAUGGACGAAGACGACGGCUCCGACGCCGAGGCCAAUGCUCGCGUGUCGUCGCAGCUGGACCUCGACGUCCAGGAGGCGUCCGGGAAGCUCUUCAAGAAAGUCGCCGAGAAGUUUACCGCGUUCGAGUUUGACGAAGAGUCGUCCAAGUACCUCUCGGGGCACAAGGCGCCCGUGUCGGUCGUCGCGGCGGUGGAAGACGGCAAGACGAUCUACUCGGCGGCGAAGGACGGCUCGCUUCUCAAGUGGACGCUCUCGGCCGAUGGUAUCACAAAGGUGCGCAUGGAGCUGCCCAAGGCCGAGGACGCCGCCAAGGGCAAGAAGGCCGUGCCGGACCACAAAAAGACGGUCUUGGCGCUCGCCGUGAGCUCGGAUGGCAAGUUUGUUGCGUCCGGCGGCGUCGACAAGCUCUUGCAUGUCUGGGACAGCGAGACGAGCGCGCUGCUCGAGAGCUUCUCGGGCCAUCGCGAUGCGAUCUCGUCGCUGGCCUUCCGGAAGAAGUCGCACAUGCUCUUCUCCGGGUCGUUUGAUCGUACGGUUAAGCACUGGAACCUCACGGAAAUGGGCUACGUCGAGACGCUCUUUGGGCACCAAACGAAAUCACGGGCAUCGACUGUCUCCAGAAGGACCGCGUCGUGUCGUGCGGCCGCGACGCGAGCGUCCGCCUCUGGAAGAUCCCGGAAGAGACGCAGCUCGUCUUCCACGGCACGGGCUCCAUCGACUGCAUCGCCAUGGUCACGGACGAGUAUUACGUGACGGGCGACGACUUGGGCGCGGUCGCGCUCUGGUUCAACGGCAAGAAGAAGGCCGCGCACGUCGUCCACGGCGCCCACGGUAAAAAGUGGGUCAGCGCCGUCGCGGUACUGCCGCGCACGGACCUCGUCGCGACAGGGUCGUCGGACGGCUUUGUGCGCCUCUGGCGCGCGAACCUGCAGGCGCGCAAGCUCGAGCUCGUAGCGUCGAUUCCCGUGCCGGGCUUUGUCAACUCGCUUUCGUUCCCGAAGGACGGCCGGUACCUCGUCGCCGGCGUCGGGAAGGAGCACCGCCUCGGUCGGUGGGAAGUGCAGAAGCAAGCCAAGAACGGCGUCGUCAUCAUUGCGCUGCCGUCGCUCGACGACGACGACGACGACGCGUAAGCUCGACACAACCCGUCGUGUUGGAUUAUGUUACUAGAGAAAUAAGAAAGCCUCGCUUUGCAUCACC